AUGAUCUAAACUAAGAAUAUUGACAUAAUCUAAGAAAAUCGUCAUGUUGAUAUUACUUUUAAAAAUAUCACUUACACAGUAACACUUAAAGAUGGAUCUAAAAAAGAUCUACUUAGAGGAGUCAGUGGUAUUUGCAAAAGUGGAGAGGUUACAGCUAUUUUAGGAUCUUCUGGUGCAGGAAAAACAACCCUUUUAAAUGUUCUUAGUUAGAGAAUAUCUAACACAAGGAAAAAUCAUCUUAGUGGUGAGAUUCAUGCUAAUAACAAUCAAUAUGAUGCAGAUUAAUUCAGUCAAUUUGCCUCUUAUGUUAUGUAAGACGAUGUCUUACUUGAAACAAUGACAGUAAAGGAAUGCUUGACAUUUGCUGCUAACUUAAGGACUAGUGGAACUCCUUUGCAAAAAGAAGAGAAAGUAUUAGAAAUAAUCAGAAGUCUUCAUCUAGAAAAAUGUUAAAAUACAUUUGUUGGAGGAUAGUUUAUUAAAGGUAUUUCUGGUGGUGAAAGAAAAAGGACUUCUAUUGGUUAUGAAUUGAUUAGUGAUCCAUCAUGCAUAUUUUUGGAUGAACCUACUUCGGGAUUAGAUAGUUUUACUGCAUAUAGGAUUAUCCAUCUCUUAUCAGAUUUCUCACACAAUAAAAAGAAAACAGUAGUUUUUACCAUUCACUCACCUUCUUCUGAUAUUUGGAAUUUGUUUGAUAACAUCAUGUUAUUGGUAGAAGGAAGAUUUAUUUACUAAGGAAAGGGAAAGCAAAAUAUUUUGCAAUACUUCUCAUCCAUCGGAUUUAAUUGCCCUAAAUACUCCAACCCAGCAGAUUAUAUGAUGCAAAUAAUGCAUUCCAGUAAGUAAGAGAAUGUUUAAAACUAUCCUUUAUAUUUUGAAGGUUACGAUAAGAAAUUAUAGCCUAUUGUUAACUACAGAAUUUCUGAAACAAAUUAAGGUUUAUUACCUCUAAAAUCUGCAAAAACAUCAUUUUUUUACUAAGUAAUGCUCAUUGCUAAAAGGUAAAUAAAAAUUAUCUAAAGGAUCCGUAUUCUAUCCAAAGCGAGAAUGGCUUAAAGUAUUAUACUUGGAGUCUUCUUAGGAUUAGUUUUUUUGAGAAUACCAGGUCCAACUGAUAAUCCAACAAUUAGAGAUGUUAAUGAUAAGAAUGGAAUUUUACUUUUUUUCUCAGUUGCUAUUUAUAUGAUGUAGUUACAAUUUUGUAUACUAACCUUCCCUAUCUAGAGAGCAGUAUUUUUGCGAGAAGAAAAUGCUAAAUUUUAUACAGCAGGACCAUACUUUGUUGGCUAAUUUAUUGUUGAUAUGAUUCCUGCAAUAGUUUUCCCAACAAUUACUUCUCUAGUCUCUUAUUGGAUGAUUGGAUUGAAUGAUGAUAAUGCUGGAAAGGUUUUCUUUUUUAUUUUUAUAGCUAUAUUGACUAGUAUAUCAGGUUAAGCAUAUGGGUAUUUAGCUGGUACUGCAUUCAGUGAUGUAAAUGUAGCUGUUUCUUUAGCUCCAGUUUUGAUUAAACCAUUUAUACUUUUUGCUGGGUUACUUAAGAACACAGGUGAUUAUGCAAGUUGGAUUUCAUGGUUCUAAUAUCUAUCCCCUUUCAAGUAUAGUUUUACUGCACUUUGCCUAAAUGAAUAUAAUUAUGAUGGUCCAGGCUACCCUUAAGAUCCAGUUCAUUAAUUAGAUUUUAAUAUGUCUAAAUGGCAAGCAGUUGGAGGUUUAAUCGGCUGCUUUUCAAUUUGUACUUUUGUCUCUUUUCUAUUUUUACUAAUAAUGAAAAAAAGAGUACAAUGA
Tetrahymena thermophila SB210 is the source of this 1785-nucleotide messenger RNA. Its product is annotated as lipid transporter family ABC domain protein. Lineage: Eukaryota; Ciliophora; Oligohymenophorea; Hymenostomatida; Tetrahymenidae. Gene Ontology annotation, cellular component: membrane. Gene Ontology annotation, molecular function: ABC-type transporter activity; ATP binding; ATP hydrolysis activity. The transcript is spliced from 4 exons. The record is from RefSeq and is a predicted model, not a curated record.